Molecule: messenger RNA, 2243 nt
Organism: Fusarium verticillioides 7600
Lineage: Eukaryota; Fungi; Ascomycota; Sordariomycetes; Hypocreales; Nectriaceae
Exons: 6
Coding region: 443-2017 (524 amino acids)
Biological process (GO): microtubule cytoskeleton organization; microtubule-based movement
Cellular component (GO): centrosome; cytoplasmic dynein complex
Molecular function (GO): dynein heavy chain binding
Source: RefSeq, a predicted model, not a curated record
AUCCAAGUGCCAAUCCAUGUAUACUUAGUCUACCCAUUGGAAUUGGUACGUGGUGACCCUGGCCACGUUCAUCUUUGAUGAAAGACAGCGGUCGACAAUAUCUACGUACCACGAACUGCCCAGGAAGUUGAAGCGACUUUUUCGAACCGAUUAUCGACGAUUGGGAUACUCACGAUCGAGCCGAGAGCUUGCAUCAUAUUCCCUGCUGUCUUUGUUGUACGCAGAGCGAAGAUGCCCCUACGGCAAUCUUAAAUCUCCUUUAGCAUCAUCGAAUCAACACCAAAACGCGUACUGUCCCUCUUCUUAGACGUCGAUCAGAGGCAGACUUGCCGACAACCUCUGCCCUAUUUCGCCACAGGAGAUACACUCAUGACCUAACGCACUGCGAUCUUUUACGACAGUUUUGUUGACCAGCGAGCUCGGUGAGCCAACAACCGGGAUCAUGGCGGCCAACACCAACAGAGUAUCGAUCUAUACAACGGGCUCAGGAGACUCCGAAGGCCGCGAUGGCGAACAGAAGAAGGAUCUUUGGACAUCUAUGCUAGAGUCUGUCGCCAGUGGCAAACGACUACCGGAAAAGAACCUCAUUGUGCUAGGUGGCACUCCUGAGAACCAAAGAGAGUUCCUCGAAUCGCUCUCCAGCUCCGAACCAAAACGUAAUGCGGACCGGCUUAAGAUACCGCCGAUUGCGAACAACUUUGCGCUGGGCUAUACAUACUACGAUGUUCUCGACACCGACCAAGACGACACUCUUGCACGAGUUUCGCUCUAUUUCCUCUCCCAACCUUCACCUGAAUUUGCAUCUCUCGUUGCGCCCCUACUUACCCCUGAAACGAUCCCCAAUACUGCUCUUAUCAUUCUUCUCGACUGGUCACAGCCGCAUCUAUGGCUACGACAAAUAUGGACAUGGGUUCAGGUUAUACAAGAAGUUCUCAAAAAGGUCGACACAGAACAACAUGCCAUCAUGGAAGAAGUCAUGUCGACUUGGAAAGAAAGGGGUCGAGGAGGCGCAACAACUAACUUAGAUGGAACACCCUCAGCUACGGCUACCGGCGGCGAUGGAGAUAGUGCACUGCCUCUGGGACCAGGAGAAUGGGAGGAGCCUCUGGGUCUGCCACUUUGCGUAGUGUGCCAGAAUGCCCAAAAAAUGGAGUUUCUCGAAAAGAGUCAGGGUUGGAAAGAGCCAGACUUUGAUACAGUAUUACAAUAUCUGCGAACAAUUUUGCUGAGACAUGGUGCCUCUCUCAUUUACACUUCACAAAAUGCACCUUCUCAGCUACCCUCUCUCAUUCACUCAACCCUUGGAAUUACCUCUCUUCUCAAGCGUCACCCACUGAAGAACAACGUUAUCGACCGCGACAAGAUUGUCGUUCCAACGAACUGGGAUUCGUGGAGCAAGAUUCGAGUUCUUGGCGGUUCUUUUGACCCGGAGCCUGUUUCGAACACAUGGUCUCAAGAUCUCGGCAUUGAUCUCUACUCUAUGCCCUUCGAUGAUGCAGACAAGAUAAGCGACAAAGAAGCAGAAAUCAGGAAACUAAACAGUGCCAUUGCGCGAUACGAGGGAUGGUGCCGCGAUCCUAACAGUGGUGGUCUCGCAGUUGUUGAGAAUGCCAUGCACGGCGAGAGGUGGAUCACGGUGGAGAGUGACGACACCCAAGAAUUCCUUGAGAAGCAGCUCAAGAUUCUCGAGGUAUUCAAGGCAAAGUUGCCAGAGAAGGGCAGCGACAAUGCCAUCGUUCGUAGUACUCGUCACAUCGACUACACUGGCGAUGAGACGACUAUCAGCGAGCACAUUGGACCUGUACAAUUCAAUAUGGGCGGUAUCCAAGUCGAUGCCGAUGAUAUGUUGCAGCGUCUCAAGGAUCGUAAUGCAUUUAGUUCUUCCCCAAGCAACGAAGAGGAGGAGGCUGAUACACCUGCUGCGAACAUGGCCAAGGACUUUGAUAACGAGCAACUGCAAAGCUUCUUUACAGGUUUGAUGAACCGCAAGGGCACUGGAGAUACAUCUAGAUCUUGAGAAAGGAGUAACAAAUGCCCCACCCAAAGAAUUAUGGACGAUCCCCUUUUCUUUUCAAGAUAUUGUAUUUGUCGACCCUUAGUGCUCAGUGAGCGUCAUGGACCAAUAUUUGGAGAAGGGGCUGGUGACCAAUGUAGAUUAGAUACCCCUGAAAUGAUAAAUUUGAUAAUAUCUUACGCGUAUUGACGGACUGUAGCAUAAACCUUACAGUCUAUAUUUCUAACUG